AUGGCAGGAGGUGCAGUAUUACGUGACCGAAAAGCCAAAAGCAAGGACACUAAAGCAGUAAAAGCACAGACAGAAAAUGGAAUACAAGCUUCAUUGCCAGACAAAAGAGAUGAGAAUGUUGGAGGGAGUCCUGUAAAUGAAAACUCAGAAAACAGCAUCUCACUCAGCAGUAACAAGAAAGCAAGUGGAAAGGACAAAUCCAGCAAAGAAAGCAAGAGCCUGUGUAUGACAUUGUGUAGCAAGAUCAAAUAUGUCCUGUUGCUCAUCUUCAUACCACCCUUCCUGAAUUAUGCUUCCUUGCAAAGGGAAGCUGUUGAACUCAAGCCAGCUGGGGAGCUUUACGACAUUGGCUGGGGACAGAAGUUGUUUUUGUCCUGUCAGGGCAAGGGCGCUCCAACAGUCAUUUUGGAUGCUCCAACUGGAAUGAGCUCUGAUGUUUGGACAUUAGUUGCAACAAAACUGGCUGAGCACACACAUGUUUGUGUCUAUGACAGAGCUGGCUUAGGCUUUAGUGAUCGACCUUUGGUAAGUGAACAAAUGGGGGAAGACAUUCACAAGCUGAUAUCCACCAGCAGUCAGCAGCCGCGCCCAUUAAUCCUUGUUGGAGCAGAGCUUGGAGCAUUGGUAGCACAGUUUUACGCACAUAUUUAUGAAAGUGAUGUCCUUGGUUUAGUACUUGUCAACCCACUACAUGAAGAUUUGUUUGAGCAGUCUGAUGGAGCUUGGGUACAGCACUGGUUUAGCAGCCUAACCCCCACGUAUCAAACCUUACAGCUUGGAGCAGCCUUAGGAAUCACUAGGCUUGGCCUCCUCGUUGGCGCUCUCAAACAGCCAAUCAUAGGUGAAUCCGUCCCAGAUGAAGUUGUUUUACGUCAGAAAUACCUCUUGUGUCAUCCUCGUCAUCUAAGUUCUGUAGUUGAUGAACAUUAUUUCAUCAAUGAAACAUUUUCUCAAAUGAGAACAUUGCGGAAGAUCAAGUCUUUAACUCCCCAUAUAUCAGUGUCUGUGCUGACUGGAAACUAUUACGAUGAGCAGAUGCCUAGCACAUUAAAUAAGGCCUGGGCCCGAGCUGAACAAAGCCUGUUGUCCAGACUGCCACAGAAUGUACAGCACCUAGUGGUCAAUGGUGCUGACCGUCACAUGAUGUACCGGAAACCAGAACCUAUCAUUGAAACUGUGCUAAAAUUAGUUCGAAAGUGGAAAAGGACCCAGUCUUUAAGUGAUAGUAAAAGUUCAUAA
Messenger RNA from Candidula unifasciata, 1239 nucleotides. The record is from the annotation of a GenBank genome assembly. NCBI's taxonomy places the organism in Eukaryota, Metazoa, Mollusca, Gastropoda, Stylommatophora, Geomitridae.